This is a messenger RNA of Penicillium bovifimosum, 495 nucleotides long. It is a transcript of the gene pex4, whose product is annotated as putative ubiquitin conjugating enzyme (UbcJ). The transcript has 2 exons. The coding region runs from base 1 to 495 and encodes 164 amino acids. NCBI's taxonomy places the organism in Eukaryota, Fungi, Ascomycota, Eurotiomycetes, Eurotiales, Aspergillaceae. The record is from RefSeq and is a predicted model, not a curated record.
AUGGCAUCACAAAACACCACGCAGCGGCUGAUCCGCGAGCUGAAAGCGUACCACUCGAACCCGAACGAAGCUCUGCUGCACCUCGGUCUUGUCGAUGAGGAGGACCUACUACGCUGGGAAGCGGUAUUGAAGGGCGUAGAUGGGACACCGUACGAGGGCGGACUCUGGCACCUUCGCAUUGCAAUUCCACCAAACUACCCCCUCGCGCCGCCGACCAUCCACUUCACAACCCGCAUCUCGCACCCGAAUAUCUCUUUUACUACAGGCGAGAUCUGUCUCACGCUCCUCACUACCGAGCAUUGGAGCCCGGUCUAUACAUUGUCGAGUACUCUCACUGCUAUCCAGCAGCUGUUGACGGACCCGCAGCCGGAUUCGCCGUUGAAUGUCGACGUUGCAGCCCUGUUGCGGGACGGCGAUCUCGCUGCUUGGGAGAGUGUUGUGCGUUACUGGACUGGUGAGGAGCGGUGGAACGGAGCUGACAACUUUGGACGGUGA